Octopus bimaculoides (California two-spot octopus) is the source of this 2843-nucleotide messenger RNA. RefSeq names its product transmembrane protein 101. The record is from RefSeq and is a predicted model, not a curated record. NCBI's taxonomy places the organism in Eukaryota, Metazoa, Mollusca, Cephalopoda, Octopoda, Octopodidae. Gene Ontology annotation, biological process: positive regulation of canonical NF-kappaB signal transduction.
AUUGUGUGUAUUCCUACAUUGAUGUGAAGUGAAUGGAAUCAGAAUAAAAGACGUGGAUUACAAGUAGAAUAAGGCAGCGAGCUGGCAGACUCGACAACAAUACUCAGCCGCAUUUUUUAUGGCUUUACGUUCUGAGUUCAAAUAUCGAGGUCGACUUUGCCUUUCAUCUUUCGGGAUCGAUAAAAUAAAUACCAGUUGAGCAGUGGAGUCGAUCUAAACGAUUAAUCCCUUCUCAAAAACUUCAGCCGUUGUGACUAUAGUGGAAAGGAUUACGAAUGUAAAUAGUUGCUAAUUAAGGAUUUUAAUUCCAACUGCAGACUCUAACAGGGGAGAGUUACCUCCCUUGUAGUAUCUGACACACAAACCAUUAUCCUGUAACUAUAAGCCUGACAUAUGUGUGUGUGUGUGGAUAUGUGAGCACAUUGUUCGGUGUCUGGCAAGUAAUUACACAAUAUAAAUAGAAAAAAAAACUGAAGACACUUGCUUAAAAGAAGAAACUGUAAGUCGAGGGCAUUUAAGGCCCACAACAGCCUUUUGAUAAAGUGUGUCUAUCUACCGAAGGCGUGAACCAUGUUACAAACUUGGAAGAGACGAUCUGUGAAAGUUUGUUUUUUCAUUCUCUGCCGGUUUCCAUUCUUAAAUGCCAUUACUUUGUUGAUGCUUCUCGGAGAAUUGGCUGUCCACGAGAGCUACCCACCAAUUAAUCCAAAAGUCAUAUACAUCCACCUGGGCUUGUUUCUGGUGUGCGGAGCUUUGAUGUCUGGGUUUUCAGGAGGAAAGUCAAUCCCUCUUGUAUACGCAGGACAACUAAUGUAUUUUGCUUAUAAUUCUUAUUCUAACAGCAAUAUGGACCGUGAUUGGUUGCGGACAUUGAUUUGUGCCCGCCAUUUUGCUUGUGCAGGAGUUUAUAUUGGACUGGCGUAUCUAUUUGACAAAAACUCAGGCAAACAACUGCAGCAAAUAUCUUACAGUGUCCUUGGGAUCUACUGCUUAACUCUUAUAGUUGCCCUCAAUAAUAAUACUGAGCUCUAUCAAGCUUUUAUCUACCAUUUCCCCGUGGCUGAUGUUUCUCAUGUUGUUAUCAACGUCCUACUUGGUCUUUGUUCUGUGUCACUGUUCUCUGGUGUGAAACAAGUCCAGUGCAAGACAUUCUUUACUUUGGCGAUAUUAAUGGCGCUUAUAUCACUGUUUAUUGACUCUCGACUCUCCUACUGGACCGAAUACAAGAAAGUUCAUUUUUGGAACCAAAUUCGUUUAAUUUGCGACCAGAUCUGUAUAACAAUAGGCUUCAUUUUAUUUGGUCUCUCAUCCUAUUAAAUAUCAGUAUUAAGGGUGGGGUGUGUGACAAGAGAGGUGUCAGCCUUGUUUUAAUUUAUAUUGAUAACAUUUUGACUAAAUUGUUCAAUUAUAUUUCUGAUAUUUAUUUUAUUGAUCUAACCCCAAGGUAGCUGAGAGGUAAAAUCAGCUCCAGCAGAAUUUGAACUCAGAAAAAGUAAAAAGGGAUUAAAUUAAACAACACAAGGCAUUUUGUUAGAUGCUCUCCUGUUUCUACCAUUUCAUUAUUCUCCACAAUAUUCCAAAUAUCUUAUAGAGGUCAGUUUAAAUUGGUAACAUAGAGGCUCAAGAGCUCCCUGUAACUCCUCUGUAUCUGACCUUCAUCUCUAACAGUCAUGGACAAACUGCAGGUCUUAACUGACCAGUGCACUUAACAAAAAAUUACCAUGAAUUUGUUUUAUUAGUAUGUCUUGCCUGAUGAAGAAUCCGGUUUCAUUGUGGCUUUCUUCUUGAUAAAGGUUGCUCACAUCUGAUCUAUAAGGUCAACAACAUUAAUAAGAGAGCUUCUAUAAAGUUGCUCAACCUGCUAAACGUAGCAGCUAAAUUCUUCCUCGCUUAUAAACUUCUUACCUUUCCAAAUUACAAGAAUGCCUGUUACAGGAUCUGUCUAAAAUACCUAUGACUGCUUCUUAAUUUCUUUAACUCUGUCAAUAUGAAAGAUUCUUUUAAUUUGGAGAAGAAAGUAUUUCUUUUUUAUCUUCUAAUUCAAAACUGCUGCUUUAUUUCAAUAAUUUUCCUUUGUGAUGAAUCUCUCCCUCAUAACUGCUUAACAACCUUCUAAAAUAUUUGGUUAAUUACCUUGAAUAACAGAAUAUCUGUUCCUCUGUUGUUUUGUGGUCUGCUUUAUGUAAAAACAACAGAUCAAAGUGACCUCUAUAAAAUCUGUUUGUAUUGUUAUAUUUCAUAAAAAAACUUAUUUUUAACAUAUAUUUUUUAAAAAAUUACACUUUUACACUCUGGGUUUCUUUUUAAUUAUCUUUGUUGUUUGACCAAUUUUUGCAGUGAAGUUUCUUUGAAUUGUUUUUGUUUUAUUGUCAGGAGGAGAAGAGGAAAAAAAAUGGUUUAUGUUGGUGGGAUUUAAACUCAGAAUCUAUAGAAAUCAAAUUAACUUUCAGUGUUUCUACCACUCUACUGCCUUUAUAAAUAAUUGUCUUUUAAAUUUUGGCACAAGGCUAGCAAUUCUGAGGAGAGAGGGAAAGUUGAUUGCCCCCAGUAUUUUAUUUUAUUGACCUCAAAUAAAAAAAAAAAAUGAACGGUAAAGUUGACCCAGAAGGAUUUGAACUCAGAAUGUAAAGAGUCAAAAGUAAUGCCACAAAGCAUUUUUUCUGGUGCAGUAAUGACUCUGCCAGUUUGCUGCCUUUUUUUAAAUAAAGAUCGUAAUAAUAAUGCCUUUAUAAAUAAUAAUAAUAAUAAUAAUAGUGAGUCUUUCACAUUCUAUUUAAAUAUGACUGUCCUUUUUUCUGCCAAAAUAAAUCCUUCAAGGCAGUGCUCUAGCAUGGCCACAGUCC